GCAUUCUGGAAAUAAACCAGUGGGAAGAGGACGUGACUUCAGGACAAUAAAACAGACGCUAGUGUGAAAGAGUAUAAAGACACCAGCACAGUGUGAUACUGGAGGAGCAUUGGCAAGCACAACUUCCGAAAGAACCAUUCCAAAGACCUCCAUUUACGCAGUCCAAGAGGACUGACAUAUUUUCACUGUCAGGGACUUAACCAUGAAGUUUAGUGUGCCACUGUUUUUUGCUGGGCUCUUUGGCACUUUGGGGACAGUCUUCAUCCUCCUAUCAUUCGGUACAGAUUAUUGGCUCUUGGCUUGGGAGACUUCCAAAACAGAUUCUAAGUUGCCGGACACUGUAGAGCAUGGGAAUUUGACCUUUUACCAUGAGGGCUUUUUCUGGCGCUGCUCAUUUGAAGGAGAAGGGGAUGAGGACAUCCUUUUGAAGUUCUGGUUCACAAACCAGCCAUUCACCAAAAAGUGCGUACAAGCCUACCUCUCUCCCUUCCCUGUAUCUGAACAGACCCACAAUGCAACCACUUAUGAGUCUGCCAUCAUCUACAGAGGCUUCUGGAGUGUCUUCAUGUUGUUGAGUGUGACUGCAGUCAUCUUGGGUGGCUUCAUUAUAGUAUGUGCUGCUCCAUUCACCAGUCCCUGCCUCUAUAAAGCAGGUGGUGGACUCUACCUCACAGCUGGUUUCUUCAUCCUUCUCGCCACUGUGCUGACUGUCAUCUGGUUGGAAGUGAUGGAUGUGGUGGAUUUGUAUGUGGAGUACCAAAAGAGUUAUCUGUGUCCGGACUUUCAGCUGAAUAUUACGUAUGGUCUUUCAUUUAUGUUCGCCCCAGUGGGCGUGUUCUUCUGCUUUCUCUCUGGCCUGCUCUUCCUCCUGAUUGGGCAGGCGCUGAAGAAGCAUUACCAAUAAGCAUAUUAAUGACCAGCAGAAUGAUAUUUGUUCAUGUUCUUGGUAAAGACUGUAUAGCAGUGAGUGUAUGGAAAUAAUACAAAUGUUAACAUCUUUGUAUUCUA
Molecule: messenger RNA, 1008 nt
Organism: Ictalurus furcatus (blue catfish)
Lineage: Eukaryota; Metazoa; Chordata; Actinopteri; Siluriformes; Ictaluridae
Gene: tmem182a
Product: transmembrane protein 182a
Exons: 5
Coding region: 203-904 (233 amino acids)
Cellular component (GO): membrane
Source: RefSeq, a predicted model, not a curated record